AAUCUCAGUUUGAUCACAGGCCCCUACUCUUGAUAAUCCCUAUAUUCGUUCGAACAAAAUAUACGACACUCACCACUCUGAGUAGAAGACCCAAAGAACUGCGUAAUCUGUUCAAAAAGGCAGGAAUUAAUCCUUAUUCCGGUGCACGGCAUGGCUUCUCAGGAUGUUGCAUUCGACGCGCUAGUCGAGGGCCUCGCCGACACUGUCAACACCCUGGAUACUGAUCUGAAGCCGCUCAUCGAGAACUUCAAGGAAAUAUCUUCCAAAUUGCCGGUGUUAGAUCAGGCCAAACUCAACGUUCUCUUGGCUUACUCAAUAGAGUCCAUAAUUUUUAGUGCUCUGCGUCUGGAAGGAGUUGAUGCGAAAAACCAUGACGUCUUCAGGGAACUCACAAGGACCAGGCAGUACUUUGACAAGAUCAAGAAGGCCGAAACACCGCCCGAGCCACGCCCGGAGGGGACUGGCGUUGACACGCAGGCUGCCAUUCGCUUCAUCAAGGCCGAUCUGGCCGAUGAGAAGAACAAGGAAAUGAACUUACGACUUAAGGAGUUAUUGGCAAAGGAGAAGGCGAAAGCCGCGCUCAAAAAGAGGCGUGCUCCAGAAGGAGCCGAAGCCUCUGCUGAGACGAGUGAUGCUAGUGUUAACCAGUCGGACAGCAGCAAUGCCAAGCGGAAAAAGCACGGUAGCAGCUCCAAGGGACCCAAACUGACCAAGUGAGACCAGAAUCACUUGUAGUUCCUGCGAUUUGGGUUGAGCCUGUGGGGCCAAGCCAACCUUCCCGCUGAUUUACUACGUAUGAAGUCCGCUGCUCCACCCAUCGAGAGGCUGGUACGUAUUUGCACCACAGGCUUUUCAGGAAUAAGGCCGUCGCUUACAGUGACAAGAAAGUAUGCCUGGUUUCGGCGUCUAAAUGCUGGGUUUUUGACUUCACGAAUAUAGAAUGGGAACAGUAUUGGCUGGUAGUGAGCCUGCCAGAAGAGAAAAAGAAAAUCUCGACCUGGCUGGCGGCUUACAAGAAGAUGAGAUGAACCCGAGAUACCCUGAGCAUAGAGCAACACUGAUCCAUACAAGCCACAAAGAUACGGUGUGCUACCAUGAGCAUAAAUUCUCUUGCAGUCUCAAGAUCUGAAAAUAAAAUGCUUACAUAUUACAUGCAGUCCCAAAAUGUCGAAACCUCUUCCAUGAGCUCGAACUUGUCACGUGAAUCCAGCUCGGCAUAGCAUAGUCCAAGGGUCCCAGCGGCUGAACAGCGUUGCCGGGGUCCAUCCAUGCGCCCACGGUCCACUUUCACC
Pyricularia oryzae 70-15 is the source of this 1292-nucleotide messenger RNA. RefSeq lists its product as uncharacterized. The record is from RefSeq and is a predicted model, not a curated record. Gene Ontology annotation, biological process: regulation of gene expression; maturation of 5.8S rRNA. NCBI's taxonomy places the organism in Eukaryota, Fungi, Ascomycota, Sordariomycetes, Magnaporthales, Pyriculariaceae. Bases 151 to 717 code for a protein of 188 amino acids. Gene Ontology annotation, molecular function: RNA binding; DNA binding. The transcript has 3 exons. Gene Ontology annotation, cellular component: nucleolus; exosome (RNase complex).